UAACAGAUACCAAAUGCCAGCGGUGGCCACAACCGACCUUAUGCGGAUGAUGGGCCACAUCUUCCCCUUUACCUCCUUACCUUGGGUGUUGGAGUCGUGUACCAGCGGCUUUCAGAAGGUGACUGCCGAUCAAUUUGAGGCGGUCAAUGAACACGACAGAAGAAAAUACCGGUGGAAGAUCAUUCAUUAUCCUCAUAGGAUACGACUGUUCUGGUGGUAUAGAGACGCGCUCAUGAAGGAUUUUAGAUUCAGGCCCGACCUGGUGGAAUACGCCAACUCUAAACUGGCCUCGGUGGCGGGCGGACGGCAGGUCACGUUCGUGGCGGUGCAUGUGAGGAGGACUGAUUACGCCAAACAUCUCAAGGGAUCUAACGGACAUUUAGUGGGAGCUCCAUUCUACCAUUCGGCAAUUAACUUGUGCAGGCAGAGGUAUUCAGAGCCUGUGUUCAUUGUCACCAGCGACGACCUUAAGUGGUGCAGGGAGAAUCUUUCCGGGACCGACAUCUACCUUCUGGGCGAUCCGCGCAGCGAAUUCCCCGGUGUAGAGAGGGACCUGGCCCUGCUGGCCGCCUGCAACCACACCAUCUUCGACUACGGCACCUACGGGUUCUUCGCCGCCUUCCUGGCAGGAGGAGACAUGAUACUCGCUGAGGGCUAUUCAGAAAGGGAACACGAGAUUAUCGAAGAACUCAGGGAAGGCAAUAUCACCGCUACUUACAUAGAUGGAAACGGAACGGUGCUUCCCAAAUGCGCUCGAUGUCGGUGACAGUGGUCAGUUCUGUGACGUAAUAAAUGGCAGCUAAGACAGCAGGAGGAUAGAUGUAGAACCUACGUCAUGCGUCAGUUGUGGAUGUCCACAUUAAAAUAAUAUGUAGACAUUUACGCAUCGUUUUGCCGCCAAUGCAGGCUGGCUGACUAUGCAGCGAGGGUUUAUGGCAGCUCAAAUGCUUCAUAUUUUUUUCAGUUUUUUGUUUGUUUUUUUGUUGUUGUUUGUUUGUUUGUUAUUGGUACAACGGACCUGAACAAUUUCUCUGUAAAGGAACAACAAUGUAAACAUCCCAAAAGAGUAUAAACAAAAGCGAAUUGUGAAGAAAAACAACGGCGAUAUUGUUCAAGAACGAUCGCCGUGUAGCCGAUUGAUUAAUUUGCACUUAAUUAAAUGUUCUUUAGCGUAGGUACUUGAAUCGCGUACAUAUUCCAUUUCGACUCUUAGGCGUGCGUUGGCUGUGGCUGCCUAGAAGUGAAAUUAUUGUGACGAUUGCACUGCUACGUGGUUGUGAAAAUAGUAUUAUUCAGUUUAUUCCUGUUGCUUUUGAUGUGUGUUGCAUUGUCAUCUAUUAUGGUGGCUUAAUCAUCGCUGGAUCAUUUGGAGUAUUUUCAUCACAAUUAUAUUCCAUGAGAGUGAACGUGACUAAUGUUUUUGGGUAGAGUCAGAAUUUGUUAGAAUUAUAAAUUUUGUAAAAUUGAUUGAAAUAUAUUGCUUUGAGAGGUU
Molecule: messenger RNA, 1492 nt
Organism: Amphibalanus amphitrite
Lineage: Eukaryota; Metazoa; Arthropoda; Thecostraca; Balanomorpha; Balanidae
Product: galactoside alpha-(1,2)-fucosyltransferase 1-like
Exons: 5
Coding region: 14-766 (250 amino acids)
Biological process (GO): carbohydrate metabolic process
Cellular component (GO): membrane
Molecular function (GO): galactoside 2-alpha-L-fucosyltransferase activity
Source: RefSeq, a predicted model, not a curated record